This is a messenger RNA of Fusarium oxysporum Fo47, 555 nucleotides long. Its product is annotated as MARVEL domain-containing protein. Bases 1 to 555 code for a protein of 184 amino acids. The transcript has 3 exons. Gene Ontology annotation, cellular component: membrane. The record is from RefSeq and is a predicted model, not a curated record. Lineage: Eukaryota; Fungi; Ascomycota; Sordariomycetes; Hypocreales; Nectriaceae.
AUGGCUGAAUCUGGAGUUGCGCACAAAGUCAUUUCUGUUAUCCUCCGUCUCUCGGAGCUUGCCUCUGCUAUAAUCGCUCUGGGAAUUCUCUCACGCAUCACCUAUCUUGUUGGCCUCGCGGAAGCUAGUGUCGAUGGACGCAUUAUCUAUACCAUCGUUGUCGCAUGUCUCGGCAUCAUGUACUCCAUCUUCUUUUGCCCACCAUUCAGGAGCAUGUUCUUAGGCUUCCCAUUCGACUUCCUGCUGUUUGUGAUGUGGCUCGUGGCAUAUUGCUUGCUUCAAACGAAGACAGGUAGUAGCUCUUGCUCUGCACGCUGGUAUUACGACUAUUGGGGCUACUAUUGGGGCCGUUUCUACAAAGUCGGACCCAUUGGGACUGUUUCCAUCAACGGAGCGGGUUGCUCCUCGUGGAGGACAGUACUGGCGUUUUCAUUUAUUGCUUGGUUCCUCCACCUUUUGAGUGGAAUACUUGGUGUCUACGUUUUCCGUACUUAUGUCAAACUCGAUGAGACAAAACGCGACAUCAAGAAUCAUGCGGAGAAGCUCACCAAGUAA